AUGGACCAAACUCCUCUCAAGCACCCUAUUUUCCUCCUGUUCGCCGCCAUCUCGGUCGUCGUCUGCGCCUCGGCAAUCGGGCCUAGGACGCAGGAGCUAAUCAACACUAUUUGCCGCAAGAUGGAGGACUACGGGUUCUGCAACAAGUGCUUCUCCGAGCACAUCUCCACCCCGGACACCGACAUGCACGGCCUGGCUCAGAUAGCCAUCGAGCAGAGCCUGAUCAACACGACCGCCACGCUGGUCUUCGCGAAGAAAACCUUGAAAGAGGCGACCGACCAGCAACUGGUGAAUUACCUCAAGACCUGCAUCGGCGGGUACCUGUCGAUUCUGGAGAAGAUCGAGGACGCGGACAAGGCCUUCGGGUACAAGAACUACGGUGCCGUGCUGACCGACUUCCUGAACUCGGCGAAGGUGCUGGCGACUCAGUGCGGACCGUACGGCAACAAGCACGGGAUCCCGAAUCCUCUCUACGAGGAUAACAGAGAGGAGAGGAUUCUUAUAACUAUGGCUGCUGCGACAGCAUACAGUCUAGGUCAUGGAGGCGGAGCAAAACACUAA
Messenger RNA from Rhodamnia argentea, 561 nucleotides. RefSeq lists its product as uncharacterized. NCBI's taxonomy places the organism in Eukaryota, Viridiplantae, Streptophyta, Magnoliopsida, Myrtales, Myrtaceae. The record is from RefSeq and is a predicted model, not a curated record. The coding region runs from base 1 to 561 and encodes 186 amino acids. The transcript has a single exon. Gene Ontology annotation, biological process: negative regulation of catalytic activity. Gene Ontology annotation, molecular function: pectinesterase inhibitor activity.